This is a messenger RNA of Phaedon cochleariae (mustard beetle), 2686 nucleotides long. NCBI's taxonomy places the organism in Eukaryota, Metazoa, Arthropoda, Insecta, Coleoptera, Chrysomelidae. The record is from the annotation of a GenBank genome assembly.
GCCUUGAUCUUCAGAAAGUCGCGAGUAUUGGUCACGUAAGAGUGUUGUGAAGUAAACAGCAGCCGAUUGACAAUAAUGCAUGUCUUUUAACGUUUAGUGAACAGAAGAUAUACAAGCUUCGGAGAAACUGUUGAUUUUGUGGUAUAUUCACAAGAAUUUUUGGAAAUAAUGAAGAAAUGGAAAUGUGACUUUUUGGGAACGUAUUUGAAGAGAUUAUGGAAUGAUGAUCUGGUCAACAGCAACCAGAAAAAUGAUUGUUCACCCAUACUGAAACAGACCCUGGUGGCCUUAGCUCCUCUACUACUGACAAUAUGUUCAGGAAUGACUUCUGGAUAUUCAGCUAUUUUGCUGCCCCAACUCAAGAUGAACAGUACUAUCAACAUCAAUGAUGAAGAAGCUUCAUGGAUUGCUUCAAUGGCCGCCCUUCCCAUGGCCAUAGGCUCAGUCGUUGGCGGGUUCCUUGUGGAAAAAACAGGAAGAAGAGCCACCCACGCCAUUUCCUGUAUGCCCACGCUGAUUGGCUGGCUGCUCAUCUACUUCGCAUCGAACAUCGAGAUGAUUUUGGCGGGAAGAUUCGUAACGGGCUUCUGCGUAGGCCUGCUGGGAUCAGCUACCGGAGUUUACAUUGGGGAAACCUCGGAACCCGCGUUCAGAGGGUUCCUGCUAGCUGGAAUAUCUUUUUCCAUAGCUUUCGGUCUGUUUUUGUCACACUUGCUAGGCACGUUUUUGCAUUGGAGGACCACAGCUUUGAUCAGCUCCCUGCUUCCUAUCGCGAGCCAACUGAUCCUACUUUUCGUACCCGAAUCUCCAUCAUUUUUAGCCAAAAAGCAAGACCAAGAAAAAGCGGAAAAAUCGUUCUAUUGGUGCAGAGGACAUACGGAACAAGCGAAAAAAGAACUAACCAUAAUGCUGGAAAGACAAAAGCAACAAGUGCCUACGUCACAAGCAACAAGUAUCAGAGACAGGAUAGACGAGCUACUAGUACCGGAAUUCUUGAAACCGCUUGGCAUCAUUGUAGUUUUUAUAGUAGCCAAUCAGUGGGCUGGAAUCAAUGCUAUAACUUUUUACACUGUAACGAUAAUGAAGAAAACCAUAGGAGAAGGAGUGAACGAAUAUGUAGCGAUGCUAACGGUAGAUACCAUAAGAGUUUUGAUGUCGAUAUUAGCUUGUAUUUUAUUGAGAAGGCUGGGCAGGAGACCACUAGCUAUAGUAAGCGGAAUAGGGACAUCCCUAGCACUCAUCUCUCUUAGCGCUUCGAUAUACCUCGCAAAGUUCUACCCUAACCUCACUUUCGGCACUUACAUCCCCAUGACUUCGCUUGUAGCUUACAUAGCAUUCGUUUCCGUGGGUUUUGUGCCUUUACCAUGGGCCAUGAUUGGAGAAGUGUUUCCUAUGAAAACAAGGAGUAUUGGUAGUGGAAUUUCUUCGUUUAUGGCAUUUACGGCAUUUUUUACCGUGGUUAAAACCAGCCCGGGGAUGUUGGCAGAAUUGGGGACCAGUGGGACUUUUUUGACUUACAGUGUCGUGGCGACAGUUGCGACAGUUUUCGUUUGUUUUUAUUUACCGGAAACCAAGGGAAAGGCGCUACAUGAGAUCGAGGAUAAAUUCAAAGAUAAGGCUUUGAAAACUGCAAAAGUAAAACAUGAUAACCAUUGAAAAAUGACAAAUUGAAAGAUAUAUUCCUUAGAAGGAAGAAGUCAGUUGGAGAUCAAAAAUCAUAAAACUCAAUAUUAUGAUUUGAAACUUUGCAACAUACCUAUAACAUGUAAGUUGCAAAAAAUAAAGUACCAGAGAGAAUAAAAUAUGUUUCAAACUUACCUGUAAAAUAAUAUAUUCAAACAUGAUAUAACUUCAUAUCAUCAAAAAAAAUAAAGUAACAGCAAUCAGUUGUUGCAUGGAUGUAUAACAAAUAGAUAUUCAUCAUACAGGACAUAGAAAGAAAUUCAGGAAGAAAACUGCCCAAAGUGUGAUGUUAAUUAUUGUAUAAGUAUAUCAUAAUAUAAUAAUUAGGUUAAAGCUUACAUAUAAACUGAACUCUGAUGAACACAUUAAGUUGCAUGGUUAUGUUUCUUAACCAUUCUCUAAAUAUCCAAGUCAUCGUCUGGAUCUUCUUCAUCCCAAUCAUCAAUCUCAUCAAACUGAUAGAAAAUCCGUCCACCAUCUUGAGAAUCUGUUUGUUCACUGCUAAAAAAAAAAUUUACCAUAUGUGUGAUGAUUCAGAAAAAAAAACUAUAACUCACUUGGGCAAAUAAGGCAAAACAAGACUGUCCCUUGAUGCCUUAUCUUUAUCACUCAAGGCAAUCUUAAAAGUAGAUAAAGUCUCUGGAUUGACAUCUACUGGAGUUGAUUUCUCCAGCAGCUUUUUUGGAUCCAGUCUCUCAAUUUUCUUUGAAAACAGUAUACCAUCUUCAAACCAGUAUUCCUCUAUCUGGAAAUAUUCUUCAAAUAACCAGACCAACAAUUCUACAGUUAGGAAAUUAUGUAUCAAAUUCACCAUUCUAAAUUUAGUAAGUAAGAGGGGAUGCAUAAAGUUGGAUUCCCAAUCUCAACCCUACUUUUCUAUUUACAACUUCCAAAUGAUAUGGAACAGGAAAAUAUAAAUUGUGACGUCAGUUAAAACCAAGAUAUUGUAAAAUAUUAAACAUACAGAACCAUAAUAAAUAUGUGAUAUAGUGACAUUUCAUUC